Messenger RNA from Leptosomus discolor (cuckoo roller), 779 nucleotides. The record is from RefSeq and is a predicted model, not a curated record. NCBI's taxonomy places the organism in Eukaryota, Metazoa, Chordata, Aves, Leptosomiformes, Leptosomidae.
ACAAUCCCCAUCCAUUAAUCAAUGUCCUUGAAAACAGACCUGAUUGCUGGCCAGUUCUACUGCAGCAGAUAACAGUAUUUUUCCAUCAGUGUCCAGAGAGGGCACAGAGUUCGUGUGUUGGCAUAAUGGCUCCAUUUCUAAGAUACCUGUAUUGUGAACCAUCUCAGUUGCGUGAAUAUGCUGAACUGCGAAUGAGUUUACUUAAGAUCUUACUUCAGCCUCAUGGUCCAAAGCAUGAAGAAGCACCCUCCAUUAUGGAACGCCAGAUUCUUCAACUUCUGUGGGAUUUGAUUCCACACCUUCAGCUUAAAGACUUGCUGCAAGUUACAGAAGCCUCAUUCUUUCUGCAAGAGCUAUUCCUUGGCCUACUGCGCUAUCCUGUGUUUUGGAAAGUUCAGUUAUCCCAGUUUUGUAUGCAACUGUUAUGCUUCUGUGAAGUAUCUUUAAAUGUAACGGGAGAAUGCUCAUCUUUGAUCUCCCUAAUAGAGGACAACUUUGAGGUCUUAAAAGAGGUAUUUCCAGUGGAACAGUGUGUAAUUGGGCUAGCACUUCUACUGCUGCAAACACCAGAAAGUCAGCAGAAGUCUGUCUUGAGUUUAGAAACCCAGAACAUCUCAACCACAGCCCUCACUUUGGUGAUGCCUGUGCUGCAGAUCUUAACUUCUACAACAGUUGGGGACUGCCUAUCAGAGGAUGUUUCUGGAACUACCAGGCAGCAGCUGGCUGUAAAUCUUUUGGGAAUGUUACAGGAGGAAGGUGUGAAGGAUAAAAAGGCAUUG